GCGGAAAGCGCGAAGCAGGUUCGAUUUUGGCUCUAGUAAUUUCUGAUAAUAUUAUUAAGCCUUAUGUGCAUAUGGUUAUCACCGCCCCCCUGUAGUCUUGCUGUUUUUCUUUCACGCUCUCUUCAUUGAAUGUGUGGAUAAUCAACUAGCAGACAAGAAUUGUGGUUGCUAGUUCAGGAAAGUCCAUUAUAUAACCGGUAAGGUCGCUCUCCUCUGGAGGUACUUCCCUACUGGAUGGCCUCACAAGUAGACGCUAAUAGCUACGUAAGAGGUGCCAUGACAUGACAUUUCCAUUCCCUUUCUCACAAAACCCAGCAGCUAUUAUCACCGCGCCAUGCCGUGCUACAGACGCAAUUACACCGGCAGUCGCGAGUCCUUUACCGGCACCGGCACUCACAGACGACCGCGAAGUGAUAGAUCGUUUAGCCCUGAAUCUCGACCUGGAUGUAGCGAAUAUAUGGUCGACGUGGU
Molecule: messenger RNA, 471 nt
Organism: Amoebophrya sp. A25
Lineage: Eukaryota; Dinophyceae; Syndiniales; Amoebophryaceae
Source: the annotation of a GenBank genome assembly